This is a messenger RNA of Clarias gariepinus (North African catfish), 1180 nucleotides long. RefSeq names its product BH3 interacting domain death agonist (gene bida). The record is from RefSeq and is a predicted model, not a curated record. The transcript has 5 exons. Lineage: Eukaryota; Metazoa; Chordata; Actinopteri; Siluriformes; Clariidae. Gene Ontology annotation, biological process: positive regulation of intrinsic apoptotic signaling pathway; apoptotic mitochondrial changes; positive regulation of extrinsic apoptotic signaling pathway. The coding region runs from base 315 to 1007 and encodes 230 amino acids. Gene Ontology annotation, cellular component: cytosol; cytoplasm; mitochondrion.
AAACUACUAAAAACAAAACUCGGACCCUGUUAUUAUUAAGGCAACACAAUGGUGCUCCUUGAAGUAGUUUAUAAUCAGAGGUCCAUAAAUAGUUUUAUGACACAAAUCAUUUCUUGUGACUUUCAUAUCAGAUCUCAAUCCAGUUAAACAGUGAGCAAGUGCUCACUACCACCAUCACCAUCCAAACACAACCGAGAGAAGAUUUUAUAUUGUGCUAGAGAUGUGUGAAGUCUGUGGAAAAACUUUUUUUUUUUUUUAAACCUGUAUAUACAGGCAUGUUCGGCUGAUUGCAACUCCUACAGCAAAGACAAUGAAUGUCUCCAGAGCCUGACAGCAAUCAAAGUCAGUGUUCUAGUAGCUUUCAGCAAACUGCAGGCGCUUGUGCUUGUGAGUGCAAAGGAAAACGCAUGAUGGACGUUCACCAAUUUUCACAGACUCCUCUCCUGUUCAUGGCAUUCCUCCAGCAAGGACCUUGUCUGAACAGCGAGCUACAGAGGGAGCUAGAGAAUCUUCAGUAUGAACUAAAACACUGUGCACCCCAGAGUGGAUUAACUAACCAUAUAGUGUAUACUCAGGACCAUGACGUUGACUCUGACAUUGAAUGUGAUGGUGAGCUGCAAACAGAUGGACACUCGUUUCACAGGGUUCUGCUACACGAUGAUCCUCAAGUUGAUCUUGUUUUACCAGUGCCUGUUGAAGAAGUGCAUGCAGUAAGGGAGGUGGCUGCAGAGCUCAUCAGAAUGGCAGAUGAGUUCAAUCAAACCCUUGUCGCUCAGGCUGCUGAGCGUCUGACCAAGAACCUCACAAAUUCUUCUCAAAAGUGCUGGUGGAGCUGCUUGUCUUGCGGUGUUGACUGCCUACUUAAGGACAUGCCUGCUGUGCAGAAUGAGAGAAUGGUGAUGGCGCUCACUUUCUCCCUGGUGAGGGCCGUGUGUGGACAUGCACCUCGUCUGCUUCGUGACCUCUGUAACACCAUGAGGCAGUACUCCAUGUCUAGACCUCGGUGACGCAUGUCAUUUACACCCAAACGUGACCUAUGUUUUAAGGUUACUGUUGUUUUUUUUCAACAAUGCUAAAUGUUUACUUGUUUGUUAGUAGAAAAAAGAAAUACUUUUGAAAUGAUUGUUGCUUUGUCUUUGUUUUGCUUGAAAUUUUGUAUGAAUAGUUUUGAAUGUUUGAG